Molecule: messenger RNA, 852 nt
Organism: Cydia strobilella
Lineage: Eukaryota; Metazoa; Arthropoda; Insecta; Lepidoptera; Tortricidae
Exons: 6
Coding region: 1-849 (282 amino acids)
Source: RefSeq, a predicted model, not a curated record
AUGGAGGCACAUCCAAGGGGUUCCAUUAUCCACAAUGAGCCCGAGCCUAUAAAUCCGUUUCAUCGGGUCACAACCUCACGGCAAAACAAUACGAAACAUACUACCUCAAUAAUACCACUCGAGAGCAAGAAUAUUCUGUGCGAGGAUUUUGAAGAGUACUCUAGCAAUUGUACUUUUAAAGCUAGAAAGAUUUAUGAUUCGACGAUAACCCUGCCUUUGCCUAAUGAAUUAAGAAAUUGGUGCAAAGCAUUGAAGCAACUCGCAACCUGUGAAUACGAUUGGAACACGGAUUGCAAAGACGUUACAGAGAAGAAUUUCAACGAGUUCACAAUCCAGGGUCAAUUGCACGUUAUUGAUAAAGUGUGUCAUGACGACAGGUUUUCAGUGCACUACGACAUGCUCCUGGAUAAAUGCAUCAAGGCGAUAUCAAAGGACUGGACAACUUGUUUCUUGAAUAUGAAGUUUCACACAGACCUACGUAAAGCUGCUACAGAUAACUGGGCGCAUUAUGAAACUCACUUCUAUUUGUGCUGUGAAAAGACCCGUUUCCGUCGCUGCACUUUAGAGGUCCUGUUGAAUUUUCCGCAUCAAUGCACUUCUCAACAGUCUAUUUUGCUACAAAAAUUUUCGACUAUUAUAUCGGAGGGUGAAGUAUUUCAGGACUGUAACUUCAAUAUGAUGUACCCAAGCUGUCCAGGUGGGGAUCCGCGACCACCAACGGCUCUGGUCUCCAAGCUAAUGAAGGACGAACUUCGAUAUGUUCAAGAACUCAAGGCCAGCGCAUUUCGAUCAACGACAAUGGGGCCACUUCAAUUGAUUACAUUGUCUUAUUAUUAUAUUUUUAAAUAAUUC